UGGGAAGUUGACUGAAAGCAGCACUCUGCUUCACCUGAGUUGAAGUUCAUACUCUGGUGGAUCACCUCAGAGAUGCAGCUCACCUCAACAUUUCCAAGCUCUGCCGGGAUGUGCAUGUUGCUGCUAGUCUCAAGUCUGCUCCUUUGGGAGCAUGCAGCCUCCAAACCAACUGGCGUUGUGUCCACUGAAGACCUGUAUGAUCGUGUAGUUGAACAGUCUCACGUCACAUAUAACCUGGCUGCAGAUAUCUACUAUGAAUUUGAUUCAAACUUUUUCAAGAGUAGUUGGUUUCCUAAGAGGAUGCCCAGGAUAUGCCACACCGCUUCCAUCCAUACUCCAGACUCUCGUCAGGAAGUCAAUGAAACAAAAACUGAAGACCUUCUGAAAGCAAUCAUCAACAUCACUAAUGCCUGGGAAGAACCGCUGAAACAUCUGGUGUCGGCAGUGCCCUCUCUUCCAAAACCUUCUGAUGAUAUGCUGAAAACAGUCAAUGCUGUGAAGGCUAAAAGUCUUGUUCUUCUGGAGGGACUUAAAACCAUUCUCAACAGGACCAAGACUGUAUAUGAAGAAACUGACUCCCCUGUCUGGUCUGGACUGUCAGACUUAAAGUCAGCUGAUGAAGACACUCAACUUUUUGCCUUUUAUAGCCUUGUCCGCUGCCUGAGACGGGAUACUCAUAAGAUCGACACUUUUCUCAAGGUCUUGAGGUGCCGAGUUGUCUUUAAUAAUGAGUGUUUGUUUUAAGAAGUGCAAAGUGCACGUCCCUGCAAUGUUCUGUUAACAGGGUCCUUGUUGAAGCAGAACUUUAAUUCUUUUUUUUUUCUUGUCAAUGCAUGCAUGCAUAUAAUGGAUUUCUUCUUAUAAAAUAAAAUCUAAGCAUUUAUAA
This is a messenger RNA of Alexandromys fortis (reed vole), 886 nucleotides long. RefSeq names its product prolactin-3D1-like. Gene Ontology annotation, biological process: mammary gland development; positive regulation of cell population proliferation; positive regulation of lactation. Gene Ontology annotation, molecular function: hormone activity; prolactin receptor binding. NCBI's taxonomy places the organism in Eukaryota, Metazoa, Chordata, Mammalia, Rodentia, Cricetidae. The transcript is spliced from 5 exons. The record is from RefSeq and is a predicted model, not a curated record. Gene Ontology annotation, cellular component: extracellular region. Bases 73 to 744 code for a protein of 223 amino acids.